Molecule: messenger RNA, 1016 nt
Organism: Zootermopsis nevadensis
Lineage: Eukaryota; Metazoa; Arthropoda; Insecta; Blattodea; Termopsidae
Source: RefSeq, a predicted model, not a curated record
AACAGUGCAGUGUGGUGAUGCAUUGUUGGCGAUGAGGAGGGUUGCUUCUAGCACCACGGUGAUACGAUUAACAGGAGAGGAUGGAGGCAGCCGACGUCCUGGGAGCGCUGCAUGCUGGGAACGCCACGGUUCCGGGAGGCAGAGACCUGGAGGGCCGCCCAUUGUUGGUGGUACCAGUACCGUCUGAGACGCAGUUCUGGAACAAGGAUCACUUGGACACUGUCCUCAGAUACUUUAUCUUUAUAUUCAGUGCCGAAACUCGCCGCAACGGGCUUACUUUGGUACUGGACGCGACGCGAAGCGCCUGGCGCAUGGCGCGUGCCUGCAUAAGGCAGGUGGAAGUCACGAUGGGCGCAGACGCAGCCGCCAUCUUUGUGCUCAGGCCGGAGGCAUUCUGGGACAAACAACGGGUGGAUAACUGCGCACGCACGCAGAAGGAGGGAGAGCCGGUGUACAUUCCACUUUGUAGACUCCAUAAGUACAUCGACAUGUCUCAGGUUCCAGAAGACCUAGGAGGCACCUGGCCGUAUAACCACAAUCAGUGGAUACAGAACCGCAUUGUAUGUGAGCUGCUGCAUGUGGAAGCAUUCAUAAAGGAGGCUGAGGGAGUGGUCUCAGACCUGGAAAAACUGCGACAGCAACUCACAAGGUUCCAUGCUGGGGUGCGAGUCAGCAGUGUGGAAGAGGCACUCAGCUUCAACCGAGAGAUGUUUGAUACCACAAAGGACCUAACCCACAAGGUCCUGGAGGCAGGCAAAGAGUUGCUCCAGCAGAUUGUGGCUGAUGAAGACCACAGGCAAAGGAAAGAGGUCCUGACACCACAAGAUGUUCUAGAUACAAAGGACAGGGUGAAGCGCCUGCUAGAAAUCAUACAUGGCAAGGAAGCGCUGACUGAGGAGGCCUGGCUGGACAUGGAGAAGAGUUUUGUGGAUGCCAAGGAGAUCAGCAGUCUUGAGGAGGGUGUCACCCGGGUCACCAACUGGAUUCUAGGUCCAGCAGAAAUGAUGCUGAAUGAU